CACCUUUGACAGGCCCUGCAGACGAAACUAUACUUUUCUCACAUAGAGACACCCGUUGCCAACCAUCUUUCAUGCCGAGAAGGGCGGAUUCGGGCGGGUCUCCCACUGUAUGGAACCUUGCGUCUUUGGGAGGCCGCUCAGCCGAGAAUCAUACCGCGGAGUCACGGCCCCUGACAAAUGCAGUCCUCUGCGCAGCCAAGCAGUUGCUGACCCCGCGGAGUCGGAUGCCCCUGUUGCUGUAGUUCCAGCUCAUUAACUUAUCAAACAAACAAAGUGCCCUAUAGCAGGUUGCGAAGCAUCCCACGCUGCUCGGACGGAAAGCCCAGGCAAGAACCGUCUUUUGUCCUCCUAGUUUAGUGUAUAAUAUAUGUCUGGGAUCCCAGGUCGCACGACGUGCGCUUUCCUGCGAGCCACGUUGGUUGCCUUUACGCCCUGUCCGACUCCCGCAUGCCGUGUCACUCGUUCGCCCAAUGCAGGACGACAUUACCGACUACCAAGUGGCCCAGGCGGCUGCAGCAUUUGUCCUUCUUUCCUUACUCCAAUUUCUUUACGCCUGGCGCGAGCCAAUAACAUCACUCUUCCGGUCGGUGAACAAUGACCGAGCAACAUGGCGCCUCUGGCCGGAUCCGUUCCAGUGCAGCUGUUGCCUGGUCGAGCUCUGUGUUGGGAUCUCCCUUGCGGUUCUCUUCGGGCUCGCCAGGGGGGGCCGUCUCGCACACACGCCGGAAAUCUUCCUCGCUUGGAAAGGCGUGCCCAUCCUAUCCGCUGAGAUUUUCCUGGUGAGAAGAAGCAGCCCUGUUACCCUGGGCCAGGACUGACACGCCGCAGAUCACCGUGGUGGCAUAUCCACUCCACAGCAAACUCGUCGGUAGCUGGCCGUGGCUGACCAGAUCCGUUCGCUUCGGCAUGUUCAUUCACAUCCUUUUCACCUCCUUAGGAAUCUGGGCACUGGCACAGCACGGCUCAGAGUUUGUAUGGGCCACACCAGCCACUCUUCAUAUCGUCAUCUUCUUGCUUGCUAUUUCGUGCCUUAUCCGGACACGAAUUUGUUCACGGCUCUGGGACGACGGCGAUCGUAUCAAACUCUUGCGUCUAGCUUGCUGGAUGACGGUCAAUAUCGUCGCUUCUAUAUUGCCGAUUGUAGGCGCUCUACAUGGGUGGGAGUCUCUUCAUCUGGUUCAGUGUUUUCUCUCUAUGGCGGUCGGCUUGGACUAUGUAUCGUGGAAAUGGUGGCAAGGAUGGCGGCGCAGGGAGCAUCACCUUGUUCUAUCUGAUUCGGUG
Messenger RNA from Canariomyces notabilis, 1281 nucleotides. RefSeq lists its product as uncharacterized. The coding region runs from base 471 to 818 and encodes 115 amino acids. The record is from RefSeq and is a predicted model, not a curated record. NCBI's taxonomy places the organism in Eukaryota, Fungi, Ascomycota, Sordariomycetes, Sordariales, Chaetomiaceae. The transcript has a single exon.